UACACGUCACCACAAUUGCCAGCAGAGAAUCCCUGCCCAGAGCUGCGAAGCAGCGUUGCGCAGACAUGCUUGGUAAAGUACGCAGCCAUUUCUCUUCAGCUUGUUGUAAAGUCACAGGUCCGAGAAUGCAAAUACUGCAAUAGUGGCUGAUGUUGGGGUUUGUAGGCGAAUUUAUUUAUCUAAAUGAAAGACUAAAACUUUUUCCUUCUCAUAAGCAUUGAGAGAAACAGCCACAUAGGCAGCCUAUUUAGACGUGAUCGAGCGAUUCCAUAACCAAGACAGUGCGCUUGGUAGACGCGGUAAUGUCGUUGAAUAUCACUGUGAAAAGUGAAGACUCCGAGUCCUUUGACGAAGAAGACGAAUCAUCUUCGCUGCUUUCGGGCAAAAGAGCCUCGGAGUCUGCAGCUCGUCAUGAUAUUUCUCCGGGAGAAGGCAGUCCAAUAGAAGACCAUGCAGGAUAUUCAACACAGCAUGGGCGGCUAGCAACUAAAACGACCAGCAAACCCAUCGUACUGUAUCCUGUGAGUGCUGACCGUUUCUUUUCCUCUACUUCUGCAGAUGGCAAAACCAUCUUAAAGAUAGCUCCAGCCGCAGUCAUGACCCUCCCGACUCCUCGGCCUCCUCCCCAGGUUUCCCCAGAGUUCUCCUACCAGGCCAUCGUGUACUUGAUCGAAGCAGUGGGGCGCCGCUGGAGCCUGUAUGGGACGCGGGAGCGUUCUCAGCUCUUCCAGAGCGUGCAGAAGGAGUUGGAGGAGCAGGGUCAUUGUCUUCCCGUUGAGAAGAUCCGCCGCAAGUGGAACAACUUGAUCGUCACCUACAAGAGGGUCAAAUACAGAGGCAGGGAGACCGGCCAGGCCAGAACCUCCUGGGAGUACUUUGAGAUGAUGGAUGCCAUGCUUGGUGACACCAUCGGCGCCGAGACCACUAGCAGCCCUACCCUAGUAACCAGCAUCCCUAAGGUGAACGUCGCCACGGAAACCGCCAAAACAGAGCAGAAGCCCCUCCUUCCCCAUGGCAACCUCAUCACUGCAUGCACUCGGACACUCACCCUUGUCCCCUCCUCCCUCCCACUCCACACGCCAGUUCCCUCCACCCUCCCUCUCUACACCUUUGUCAGAUCCCUCCCUCCCCCUGUCCGCUCCUCCCUCCCUCUUCCCACCCCCUUGGACACGCCCUCCCCCAGGAUAGCCAAUAACACAGACCCUCUACAGCCGAACCCCUCCCCUGCUCCGGUCGCACAGCACCCUGCCUCCCGUCACAUCCCCUCCAACCUCAGCCACGUACACCUCCGCAGAAAGAAGAGACGUCGCUUCUCCUCCAAGGGCUUCUCCAUUGCCUCCCUUCUGGCCCAGCAGCAGAAGCGAGCGGAAGAAGGCACCUCCUUGCUGCAGGAGUUCUUGAGGAGGCAGGAGGGGCAGGCCAAGGAGGAGCAGGGGCAUCGCAGCAGGACAGAGGCCCGGGGGAGGAGGCGCGAGAGGAGGGAGGCGCGCAUGGCAGAGUCCCUGGGUAGGAUGGCCACGGCUCUGGAGCUGCUCUCCUCCAAACAGGACACAGUCAUUGCCCUGCUGCAGAGACUGGCUGAGAGAGACAGGAAGUGACCGUCAUCGCCCCGGGUUGUCACUAGCUUCUAUAGCCACAGCCAUAAUUAUGGCUAAACCCCGCCUAUUUUUACUAUUCAUCUUUUUAAAAUUUUAUUUUUAAACCUAACAUUAACCACACUGCUAACCUUAUGCCUAAUCUUAAAAUAAGUACAAAAAGCUCAUGUUUGUUUUCAUGAAUUUUGAGUUUAUGGCUAUAUAAUCUAGUGGAAACGCUGCUGCAGAGACUAGCUGAAGUGACACUGUAAUCGCCCUACUGCAGAGCCUGGCCGAGAGAGACGGGGAGGCUGACUCAGCAUGCGACCGAAGGGGUACUCUUUUUCCCUAUAUUGUGCACUAUCUGAGCUAAAACCCAGUAAAAACCCACCUUGUGUCCCAGGUCUAAAUUGGUCCCUGAUUAGAGGGGAAGAAUUCAAAUUAGCAGUGGAACUGGGUUCGAGGUUCAUAUUCGAAUUUGCCUAAUGUAAGGAAUAGGGUGCCAUUUUGGACGAAGACUCAGAUAAUGUUAAUUGAUUGUGUUGUAGAAUUUACAAUGGAAUAACAAUUUUGAUUGAUUCAAAUUGUUUAUUAAUUAAUGAUUGAUCAUGAUAAUCAAAGUGAUAUACAAUAGCAGCAUUUGGUUUCAGCAUUUAUGGUUGGAGAAACCGGUAUGGUGAGUGGAAACCACAAUUUAGGCCUACACAGAUGGAUAAGGAUUGUGAAAUAGUAGGUGAGACUUGUUCUCACUAGUCUGGCAUCUGGUCCAACCAGUAACUCCCGAAACACACACGGCCUUCUCAACUGUUUGAUUGUCAGGCAGCAUGCAUGAGGCCGAUUCAGACCGAGGCAGAUGCAGACACAGGCUAACAACCUUAGAGAACAGCACCUGUCGCUACAGUAAGUGAAUUGUUUGACAAAGAGUAUCUUAAAUGAUAGCAAUGUUUUAUAAAUGGGUGUUUUCAUAGUGUUGCCGGCUUGUUGGAAGAAAAAAAAAAAACA
Messenger RNA from Salvelinus namaycush (lake trout), 2576 nucleotides. RefSeq lists its product as uncharacterized. NCBI's taxonomy places the organism in Eukaryota, Metazoa, Chordata, Actinopteri, Salmoniformes, Salmonidae. Bases 303 to 1598 code for a protein of 431 amino acids. The transcript has 4 exons. The record is from RefSeq and is a predicted model, not a curated record.